Hirundo rustica (Barn swallow) is the source of this 6210-nucleotide messenger RNA. RefSeq names its product erythrocyte membrane protein band 4.1 like 4A (gene EPB41L4A). The record is from RefSeq and is a predicted model, not a curated record. The transcript has 24 exons. NCBI's taxonomy places the organism in Eukaryota, Metazoa, Chordata, Aves, Passeriformes, Hirundinidae. Bases 329 to 2371 code for a protein of 680 amino acids. Gene Ontology annotation, cellular component: cytoskeleton.
AACGUGCUGGCCGGGCGGGGGUCACCCCCACGCCCCGAAUGCGGCGGUGGAGAGCAUUCCUCCGGCCUCGCUCCUGCACACGAAGGGGAGGCGCGGAAUAUUGCGUGGACGGGAGAGAGCCCGGCCGCCCCGUCCAGGCUGUUCCGCGGGAUGGCGGCGGGCCCCCCCUCAGGGCUGGGCGCUGCGCCCUAGCAGCCGCCGGGCUACAUCCGCGCUGCCGGGGCCCGGAGCCGGGCGCAGCCCAGACCCGGCUGUGCCUCAUCCCGUCUCCUCCGCGCCCUGGGACUCUUUUCGCCUCCCCGCCCCGUUCCCGGCCAUCGCAGCAGGCAUGGGCUGUUUCUGCGCGGUCCCAGAGGAAUUUUACUGCGAAGUUUUGCUCCUGGACGAGUCUAAACUGACCCUGACCACACAGCAGCAGGGCAUCAAGAAGUCAACAAAAGGGUCGGUUGUCCUGGGUUACGUAUUUCGUCACUUAAAUUUGGUGGAAAUAGAUUACUUUGGACUGCGCUAUUGUGACCGAAGUCAUCAAACGUACUGGCUGGAUCCUGCAAAGACCCUUGCUGAACAUAAAGAAUUGAUAAACACUGGACCACCAUACACUCUGUAUUUUGGCAUUAAAUUUUAUGCAGAAGAUCCAUGUAAACUUAAGGAAGAAAUAACAAGGUAUCAGUUUUUCUUGCAAGUAAAGCAAGAUGUUCUACAGGGCCGUUUGCCUUGUCCAAUCAACACUGCAGCACAGCUGGGAGCAUACAUAAUUCAGUCUGAGCUGGGGGACUACGACCCAUACAAACACACCACAGGUUACGUCUCUGAGUACCGCUUCGUUCCUGACCAGAAGAAAGAGCUGGAGGAUGCCAUAGAGCAGAUACACAAGACUUUGAUGGGUCAAGUUCCUGCUGAGGCAGAAGUGAACUACUUAGGUGUGGCCAAAUCUCUGGAAAUGUAUGGAGUGGAUCUCCAUCCUGUUUAUGGUGAAAACAAAUCUGAAUACUUUUUAGGAUUAACGCCCAUAGGAGUUGUUGUCUACAGGAAUAAAAAACAAGUAGGAAAGUAUUUCUGGCCUAGAAUUACGAAAGUUCACUUCAAGGAAACACAGUUUGAACUUCGAGUCCUGGGAAAAGAUUGCAAUGAAACUUCCUUCUUUUUUGAAGCACGUAACAAGGUCACAUGCAAACAUCUCUGGAAAUGCUGUGUAGAGCAUCAUACUUUUUUCAGGGUGCCAGAGAAUGAAUCAAACUCGCUGUCAAGGAAAGUCAGCAAGUUUGGAUCCAUAGGUUAUAAACAUCGGUACAGUGGCAAAACAUCUUUGCGAAUGACCAGAGACCCUUCUGUGCAGCUUCCACGGCCUGACCAGAGCAUUGAAAGAAGUCGCAGCAAGACUUACCCCAAAAGAACACAACAGACAGGUUCUAAGAACAUGAGCCAGAUUACAACAAAUGGGGAAAAUGAAGGAACUAGCAAAAUUAUUGCACCUUCUCCAGUGAAAAGCUUUAAAAAGAUGAAAGAUGAAAACAGUCCACAAACACAAAGAAGAAAAACAAGCGCUUCAUGGGAGGAAAAUGGCCCACAGAGUGGACUGUAUAAUUCUGCCAGUGACCGCAGUAAAUCACCAAAGUUUCCUUACUCUUGCCGAAGGAACCCAUCUGGUGGCAGUGAGAAUGAGUCUGGGCAGCCAGUUCGGAGGAGGAAAAAUCAAAACAGUGGUGAAGAUUCAGAUUUAAAGCAAAGGAGAAGGUCACGGUCCCGCUGUAACACCAGCAGUGGCACUGAAUCCGAAAAUUCCAACAGAGCGCAUCGGAAGAAGAGAAACAGAUUACGGCAAGAGAAUGAUAUGGUUGACCUGGCUCCUCAGUGGGAAGCUGUGCUGCGGCGGCAGAAGGGUAAAACCCAAGCUGAUCCAAACUACCGACGAUCCAGGCAUCGAUCUCGAUCGAGAAGCCCAGAUGUACAAGCUAAAGAAGAACUGUGGAAACAUAUUCAGAAGGAGCUUGUGGAUCCAUCUGGCCUAUCUGAGGAGCAAUUGAAAGAAAUUCCGUACACUAAAGUAGAGACUCAAGGUGACCCCAUCCGCAUCCGGCACUCACACUCCCCUCGCAGCUACCGGCAGUACCGGCGGUCUCAGUGCUCUGAUGGGGAGAGAUCUAUCCUGUCUGAAGUGAAUGUCAAAACUGAUAUGAUCCCUCCACUACCUGUUACACGGUCUUCAGAUGGGAAAGGUCCCAGCAUACAGCUGACUCAACAGAGGCAGAAUGGAUCUAAAGACAGCCUAAUAGAAGAACUAUCUCUGCUAUCCACUAAUAAUGUUGAUGGAAAACCUGCCACUAAGAUCGUAAAAACUGUACAGGUGCCACGCUGCAAGGUGGAGACUUGACUGAUGAAUUGAAGAUGGUGAAUGGAUUUUGGUCUUUAGAAAGUCAGAAUUUGUUCAUGUGUACAAGGGAAGGAACUGAAGUUGAUGUGGUGAUCUUUCCUUCAGGACACCUGGAAGUGCAGCCUGUUUGCUGGGAAGACCAAAGCAAUGGUUUUAUCACCAACACCAUUCUAGUGGUGUGUCUGAUUGAGGACAAGCUGCCUGAUAGACAACCAAAACCAAAAGUCUUUGCAAAACUGAGAGAUCAGCAGUUACAUUUCCAAAAAAUGAACAACAAGAAAAAAAUUGCUGCAACAAAACAGGCUUCAUGGUCUUCUCUGGAACUGAAUUGCCUUGUUCUAAGAAGUGACUGUUAACUGAGAUGAUCAGGACCAGAUGCUUCAAGAUAAGUAGAAUAGUCAUAUUUUUUGUCAAUUGUGCAAUACAGUGCGAUAUGGGGAAGUUAUCUUCACAAUUUAUAUGGGGAUCAACUUAUGUCCUGAGACAUAAGGAAGAUAGCUCUUACAAGGGUUAUUUUAGCCUAGCAUAGUACCAAAUGCUCCUGUUGUUGAUACAAAUUCUGACUCAACUCAUUUUAGCUCAAAAACAAAGACUCCAUAACAUGCUAUAUCAAUGAGUUCCAGAGGUGAUACAGACUUACUUUGCUUUGGGCAGGUUUAAGUGUCCUAAAUUUUGAAUGUCCUUUUGUGUAGAGACACUAUUUAAAUGAACAUCCCAUACCACAGAAAUAUAUUUACCAACUUGUAGUAAAGCACACUGGAAAAUGGGAAAUAUAAAUUGACCCACUGUGUUAAGACUGCUUAGCAAGGCACUUCAGUGCUGGUUAAAUUAAACUUGUGGAGUAGUAUUUAAGAUAGCACUAGAUAAGCAAAAUCUGUCUUAGUAUCUCAUAUAAAAUAAUCUGACAUUUUGCUCUGAGCCAUUUCUUUGUUAAAAUUACAACGGAAGUAUUUUGGGUAUGAUAACUAUAGGGUUUGUUUUGUUUUGUUUUGUUUUUUGUUUUUUUGUCGUGGCAGGAAUGCUGUUUUAAUUAUGCUGCACACUGAGUGGGUUAUCUUCUAAUAUAUAUCUAAAGUGAUGCCUGGCUCUCCUCUUGUCCUAACACUUCUUACAAAUAUCUGAAAGUCACUUCUCAGUCUCCCAUUUGUACACAGUCAGCACACUGAUGAGCCUUCAGGUGUUGCUGACUUGUUGGGGAGCUUAGCAAAGUCUUUGUGUUGUGGAAGUAAUUUUUGCUAAGUGUAAUCAUUGAACUAAAUAUUGAAUUUGUCAAAUAGUGUUGUAAACAGCUGUAGCAGCUCACGUGCCUUUCUACGUCUGUCUCUACACUCAACCCCCACAACCUCCAGAAAUCUGCAGUGAUCCUGUGUCUUCCAGUCCAAGCAACACCAGGGAAUUGCAGCCCUGCCAGAAAAGCCCUGCUUGAGAACUGGAGUUAGCAUAAGUUACACUUUACAAGAUACAUGGGAUUACUUAUACACAUUUUAACUAAAUUGGUAAGCGAAAUGUUGUUUCAUGUUUUAUUUUCCACUUAAUUUUUGAUUCGUCAUUUCAUGAUCUGAGGUGGUCAGGUGGAUGUUACUAGCCAGGGUGGCAGCCAUACAGUUUGUAUAUUACUAUCACAGCAUGGAGCUGGGAAGUGCUGCAUCCUGCCAGGGAAGGCAGAUUCAUUGACAAAUACUUUUCUUUGGUUAUUUAUUUGGGACAGCUUUGCUUCUACAGUCUCAGUGAACAAAUCUAAGGGAAGGAGAGAGUAAGAACCCCUCUGUAGUAAAAAAUCAGUUUUCAUGGAGGUUCUUCAAAUUUUUUUGAAUUUACUAUGGAUUCAAUUCUAGGACAUUGUUGGGCUUGGCUUAAAGUAUUGGCUUAGUUUUGUAAGCUUUUAAAAUGGUAUCAUUGUCAUUGCUCCAAUUUAAAGUGAUCCUUUAGGAUCUGUUUAGACCUUGUGUAGUACUGUCAUGAACAAGUUUAAAAAAGUAAAAAAGAAAAUCCAAACCACAACAACAAAAAUCCCAACCAACCCCUAGAGAAAAAACAAAACAAAACAAAACAACAAACAAUGGCAAAAUGGCCUAAUGGAGAGCAUCUUUUGGAAGACAAUUGAAAAAUUACAAACUAUACAAGAACUGGAUACAGCGUCUGCAAUGAAAGCUGCUCCUUGUUCCUUUGAGGUGUUCCAACUUUGAGUAUUUCACACUUGCUUGUAGUUUGCUGCUUUCUAAAUUGUUACCAUUAGUUUGUUAUCCUUACUCAGGCACAGGUAAGUAGCACAUAUCUACUACUGCAGGUGGAUUUGUGUUAUUAUUUGAGAAUUAUCUGUACUUAGUGUAUCUAUCUUGCCAAUCUUUCAAUAUUGAUCAAGAAGGUUUAUAUCUAACCUCAUGUUUUCCUGUGUGCUUUCAUCUUCCUGUGGCCUUUUGUGUGUUAUUGCUGGAUACCAUCAGCCAAGUGCAUGGUAUUUACUUACUGCACUACAUCAGAAAAUAGGCUUCUGUAAAGUCUAAUAGUGAAAGUUUUCAAUUCUCAAGUCACUGGAGAAUUGUUUAACAAUCAAGCCAACUUUUUUGCAUUUAAAUGAGAAAUUCAUGGAGCAAGCCCUAGAUUUGAGUUAGUGGUCUUCUUCCUGAUGAGACAAUGUAGGAAGCAGCUUUUUAGCAAGUCUGAUGUUAGCCUAGGUCACUACAAUCCAGUUUUGUAUCUACAAAUGACUAAAGAUGUAAUGCCCCUAUGCCACAUUUUCCAAAUGCUUUGUUGUGCCAAACAAGGCAAAACUUGCAAUGAUGACAUCACUCUCAGCUAAUAGUAGAGAAAAGCAAUUUGAGGAAAAGCACCUUUUUUAUGAUCUAUUUUUGUGAGAGAUACAUACAAGUGAUCAAUCAUUGAAAGCACUUACUGUAUCACAGCUAUGCCUUCCAGACCUAAACCAGCUGUACAUAUCUAAGUCACCAGCCUCUUACAGCUCUGAGCUGUACCUUGCCCUCUCCACUGCUGCUACCUUUCCCUAGCUCUCCUGAGGCAUUCACAGCUUAGAGGCAGUUACAUUUUCAGAUCUGGAGUCUGGAUGUCAGUCUAAAAUACUUGUACAUCCUGAUGAGUCAGGCAAAAGACAUGAGAGGCAUAACAGUGUCAGGAGGUUUACCUUGGGGUUGGAUGCUAUACAGACCCAUGCUCACUUGGACAAAGGAUUGGUAUUUGAUGCAUUCUCAUCUUAAUUCUCCUGAGUUCAUCUCAGACCAAUGAUUUUAAAUUUGUGCCUCUGCCUCUACCUCUUCUUAGGAUAAGCACUGGUAUGUUACAGAACUCUCACUAAAUAGCAACAAUUACAACACAGUGGUACAACCUUUUGCAAAACACGUAUUUUAUACAAUAAAGAGGGCUUGCUAACCACAGCACAAAAGCAUUGUUGUAUAUCCUGUACUGGUUCCCUUGCUUAGUUGGCUGGCUUCUUUCAUUAGGAACUAGCCUUGACCUGCUGUUUUCUACACUGGACCUCUUACCAGUAUCACCAACUCUGCAACUUGUAUUCUAAUCAAGCUUAUGAUAUUGAUGAUGUUUGUUGAAAAGUCAUUACCAUUUAGGUUGCCAAAUUCAUUCCCUUUAUACAGGUGGAUAUUGAACUGAAGAGAUAGCAUGUUUUCUUCUGGGAAUAUUUGUUUAAUUCAAAACUCCCUAGAAAGGUGUUUGAAGACAACAUACAUGAACAUACCAAUGUGAUAUGUUUGUUCCAUGUACAUUAAGUAUUCAGUAAGCAACUGUGUGCUUUAUUUUAAAAUGAGUUUGACAGAUAGCUGUAUCAGUAUUUGUGUCCAGGGUAUUUAAAAGUCAAGUAAAACUUGGAU